UUGAGGCUCUCUCCAGAAAAAAAAAACAUCAUGUGUAUUUUUUUCUUCUGGAGAAAACCUCACUGUAUCGAUCUUCAUUAUAGCAGAUGCUCUUGACGUCAAGCUUUUGUGCAGGUUAAUAUGGAGAGCAUUUCCAUGAUAGGACAAGGUACAAACAAGCGAUGUUUCUCGCAGGGGGUUGUUAUUGAAUCCUGAGUCCUGUUGUUAAAGAAGGACAUAAAUAGAGGAGUAGACAACCGGACUCUUCACAUUUGUUUAGUUCUUCCCAUCAAAAACGAUUCUUGAUCCGACAAAAAUGAUAUCAAGAGUGUGGAUUUUAUGGACGUGCACAGUUUUGUUAUUUUUACUGGUGACUGAGACUCAUUGCAUUCAAAAGAGCUCGUUAUCUAAAAACUGGGGACCACAGUCUAUGCUUUACUUAAAAGGAAAACAUGGAAGGCGGUUUGUGCCUGACACUGGUGAUAAUAUCAUUUCCAAUUCAGGGUUGAAAAGCUGGUACGCAGUUCUCAAAGGGUUGCAGAAGCUGAAGUCGCCGAAUGCAAGAAAACUGUCAGUUUUUUUCACACCCCAGAAUUUUGUCAUCCGUUAGUUCGAGGGUUUAUGUACAGUGACAUAUUUUGUAACG
This is a messenger RNA of Danio aesculapii, 625 nucleotides long. RefSeq names its product spexin prohormone 2-like. Gene Ontology annotation, molecular function: neuropeptide hormone activity. The transcript is spliced from 5 exons. The coding region runs from base 296 to 589 and encodes 97 amino acids. The record is from RefSeq and is a predicted model, not a curated record. NCBI's taxonomy places the organism in Eukaryota, Metazoa, Chordata, Actinopteri, Cypriniformes, Danionidae.